AACGUAUUAUUCCAGUGGUUCUCUCGUACGGCGUCUGGACAUACAAGUGUUACUUGUAGUCUCCGAGUCAACAGGAAUCGAGAUGGUUCGAGUUAGUAAAGGAAGCGGAAUACUCGCGCUUCGUCGCAAUAUAUUGCAUGUAUAUUACUAUCCGUUGACAUCGUGCCACCUCCAGUAGUCUGAAUCUUCAUGCUACUUGAACCAAUGAACCAAAUUUCUACUCGGUCGUCGUAAAAUCAGGAGGGGAAGAACAUCUUAUCUUAUCUCUAAUGCACGUGCUUUAUGAAAUGAGUGCGUAACGAGACCGCAUUUGGAUCGAGUUUAUAUUCAUCCCAUCCUUGCUCAACAAACGCAUUAACAUCGUUGGAUAGAAAUUUACGAACGAUGUCGAUGCCAAUUUUUGGAGCAGAAGCGACCGAGGAGAAGGCUGAAAAUGCCCGACUCUCGUCAUUUGUCGGUGCACUCGCUCUCGGCGAUCUCGUGAAAUCAACAUUGGGACCUAAGGGCAUGAACAAAAUCCUCCAAUCUGCUUCGACGGGAGAGAUUAAUGUCACCAAUGACGGUGCUACCAUCUUGAAAGCCAUUCAAUUGGACAAUGCCGCGGCGAAGAUUCUAGUCAACAUCUCGAAGGUCCAGGACGACGAGGUCGGCGACGGUACAACGACUGUCUGCGUAUUGGCGGCGGAGCUUUUGAGAGAGGCGGAGAAACUUAUUGCGCAGAGGAUCCAUCCGCAGACUAUCGUAGAAGGGUUCCGUAUUGCCAGUGCAGCUGCUUUGGAUGCCUUGGAGAAGGCGGCCGUGGACAACAGACAAGACCCUGCCCAAUUCCGUCAGGAUUUGUUCAACAUAGCCCGGACGACAUUGUCGUCAAAAGUCCUCGCACAGGAUAAGAACUACUUUGCUAAUCUGGCUGUAGAUGCUGUUCUUCGCCUGAAGGGUUCAACGGAUCUCGACCACAUCCAAGUCAUCAAGAAGGCUGGCGGAAAGCUGGAGGACUCGUAUCUUGAUGAGGGUUUCAUUCUCGACAAAUCUAUCGGGGUCAACUGCCCUAAACGACUAGAAAAUGUGAAGAUCCUCAUCGCCAACACUUCCAUGGACACCGACAAGAUCAAGAUCUUCGGUGCUCGUCUGAAGGUGGAUAGCACCGGAAAACUCGCAGAACUUGAACGUGCGGAACGUGAAAAAAUGAAAACCAAGGUUGAAUCUAUUGCCGCACAUGGAAUCAACUGCUUCGUCAACAGGCAACUGAUUUACAACUACCCCGAGUCGCUGUUUGCGGAGAAGGGUAUCAUGACUAUCGAGCACGCCGACUUCGAAGGUGUCGAACGUCUCGCCUUAGUCACUGGUGGUGAGAUUGCCAGCACUUUCGACCGACCUGACUUGGUCAAACUUGGGCGGUGUGAUCUGAUUGAGGAGAUCAUGAUCGGCGAGGACAAAUUGAUCAAAUUCUCAGGUGUCGCAGCAGGCGAAGCUUGCACCGUCGUUCUACGUGGAUCAACGAACCAGAUGAUCGACGAGGCCGAACGCUCGUUGCAUGAUGCUCUCUCCGUCCUUUCUCAAACCGUCAAAGAGACUCGGAUUGUUCUCGGUGGUGGUUGCUCAGAGAUGUUGAUGAGUUGUGCGGUGGAACAGGAGGCUCGAAGGGUGCGGGGAAAGAAAGCCAUCGCUGCGGAGGCGUUUGCUCGUGCAUUGAGACAGAUCCCGACGAUUCUUGCUGACAAUGCAGGCUACGACUCGUCAGAUUUGGUCUCCAAGCUCCGAGCGGCGCAUUAUGAGGGCCGAUCGGAUGCAGGUCUUGAUAUGAAUAAGGGCGCGAUUGGUUCGAUGAAAGGGCUGGGUAUAACCGAGAGUUACAAGCUUAAACGACAAGUAGUUCUCAGUGCGAGUGAAGCCGCUGAGAUGAUUCUUCGGUAUGUGUUGAUAGUCAUCGUUGGAGUUACCAAGCUCACCGUCUGGUUCAGUGUUGAUGAUAUUCUGCGCGCGACGCCGAGGAAGCGGGAAGCGGUAUAAAAUGUACAAUAAUACGUGCUAAUAGGACAGUAGUAUCAUAUACGGUGCUUUAUCACUGAGAUUCCUUUGUCGUACUCCACAGUGGGAAUGACCCAAGAAUGACCUUAUCAAGACAUGUCCAGAUCGCCGUCGCUCGCGCUGAAUGUCAUAUUUGUCUCACUAUUCGGCUUUCUGUGUUGGUGGAUUUGUCAAGAAUCAAAGCCUGAUCACUAG
This is a messenger RNA of Somion occarium, 2223 nucleotides long. The record is from the annotation of a GenBank genome assembly. Lineage: Eukaryota; Fungi; Basidiomycota; Agaricomycetes; Polyporales; Cerrenaceae.